CAAACAUCCGGCUUCCAGUGUCAUAUGACUCAGUGUCAUUUAAUACGGUCAGCUACCUGCAAGUCGACUCAAUACUGUAGCUCAAGUAGCGUGUUUCUUUUAUUUAAUUAUGGCAACAUUAGUGGGAAACAGGACAGUGGACAUGAACGGCCCAGCUGCGGCAAGGACACACACACAGGCUGUGACCAGAAACUACAUCUCACAGCCAAGGCUAACUUACUCUACUGUGUCUGGUGUCAACGGCCCUCUGGUGAUCCUGGAUAAUGUGAAGUUUCCCAGGUAUGCCGAGAUUGUGCACCUAACUUUACCUGAUGGCACCAGGAGGAGUGGCCAGGUGCUGGAGGUGAUUGGGACCAAGGCUGUUGUUCAGGUGUUUGAGGGGACAUCUGGUAUUGAUGCUAAGAAGACUGCCUGUGAAUUCACCGGUGACAUCUUGCGCACACCUGUGUCUGAGGACAUGCUGGGACGUGUUUUCAAUGGCUCAGGCAAGCCCAUUGACCGUGGACCCACUGUGUUGGCUGAAGACUACUUGGACAUCAUGGGCCAACCCAUCAAUCCUCAGUGCCGUAUCUACCCUGAGGAGAUGAUCCAGACGGGUAUCUCUGCCAUUGACGGGAUGAACAGCAUUGCCCGAGGACAGAAGAUCCCCAUCUUCUCCGCUGCUGGCCUGCCCCACAACGAGAUUGCUGCCCAGAUUUGCCGUCAGGCCGGCCUUGUGAAGAAAUCCAAGGAUGUGAUGGACUACAGCGACGAUAACUUUGCCAUCGUUUUUGCCGCCAUGGGGGUGAACAUGGAAACUGCCCGCUUCUUCAAGUCAGACUUUGAGGAGAAUGGAUCCAUGGACAAUGUUUGCCUGUUCUUGAACCUAGCCAAUGACCCCACUAUUGAGCGUAUCAUCACUCCUCGUCUGGCUCUGACCUCAGCUGAGUACCUGGCCUACCAGUGUGAGAAGCACGUCCUGGUCAUUCUGACUGACAUGAGCUCGUAUGCCGAGGCUCUGAGAGAGGUGUCAGCUGCCAGAGAGGAGGUCCCCGGCCGACGUGGUUUCCCUGGUUACAUGUACACCGAUCUGGCCACCAUCUAUGAGCGUGCCGGGAGAGUGGAAGGCAGGAACGGCUCCAUCACUCAGAUCCCUAUCCUGACCAUGCCCAACGACGAUAUCACCCAUCCUAUUCCUGAUUUGACUGGGUACAUCACUGAGGGACAGGUCUAUGUGGACAGACAGCUGCACAACAGACAGAUCUAUCCACCAAUCAAUGUGCUUCCCUCGCUGUCUCGUUUGAUGAAGUCUGCCAUCGGUGAAGGAAUGACUCGUAAAGACCAUGCUGAUGUCUCUAACCAGCUGUAUGCCUGCUAUGCUAUUGGUAAGGAUGUACAGGCCAUGAAGGCUGUAGUGGGAGAGGAGGCCCUCACCUCCGAUGAUCUGCUUUACCUGGAGUUCCUGCAGAAGUUUGAGAAGAACUUCAUUGCUCAGGGCCCCUAUGACAACAGGACCGUGUACGAGACCCUUGACAUCGGCUGGCAGCUGCUUCGAAUCUUCCCCAAAGAGAUGCUGAAGAGGAUUCCCCAGAGCACACUGGCUGAGUUUUACCCCAGGGAAUCCGCCACUCGUCACUGAGCGCCUCGGGCUGCUCUGUCUCCACCCUCACUCAUCUCCACCCCUGAGACCAGUAUUGUCUUUGUCAUUGUCCCUUUCCUCCAUCCACAAAGAGCAAUAAUCCCAGCUCCCCCCCCAUAGAUGGAUUGUACUGUACCUGUCUCCAUUAACGUGUACAAAUGGUGUCUGUGAUUGUCUACUCUGAGAUGUAAACAUCCCCUCAUUGAAUAAUGAGCCUGUUAUUUAUUCUGGUUAUACUUCUGGGUUUUGUCCAUGUUAUGUUGAUUUCCCAACGUAGACUAAAAUACACCUUGCAAAUAUAUAAAAGCUUCCUCUACGUUACAUCUCAAAGGGAAUUUUUGUCUGUUCUUUUUUACAUUUCAGUGGUCUGAUUCGUCCAGUGUUACUUUAUUAGUCACCCAUGAGAUAGCACUUCUUUAUUUCAAAUCAGGUGAAAUUGUGAACAAGAUCAAAAUUCUUACUUCAAUAAAUGCCUCGGAUAAUGAUUUAUUGUACAAAACAUCAUCAGUAGUUUGCACAUUGUUUAACUGUUAUAGGCUUGAGGUAAGGGUUUCUAUUGGACAAACUAUUGGGCCACUUGAAAUGUAUUUUUAUUCUAUGUCUAGACCUUUGUGUAGAUUGGCCCCUGUUGCUUGAUGUAAUUACUAUUGAAAGAUAAGGAUGUUUAUAUUAUGUUCUUGCUGUAUAUGUGUGUUAUGUGCUGUUAUAAGGAAAAAAACGACUUACCAUUCCCCUGUUUAAUUGUUAAUUCUAUAAAAAAAAUUGUUGCAGAAAUCGAAUCUGUUAUAUUGAUUGUUAAAUAAAUUAGAUUAAAACUAAUA
Molecule: messenger RNA, 2439 nt
Organism: Esox lucius (northern pike)
Lineage: Eukaryota; Metazoa; Chordata; Actinopteri; Esociformes; Esocidae
Gene: atp6v1b2a
Product: ATPase, H+ transporting, lysosomal, V1 subunit B, member a
Exons: 14
Coding region: 110-1618 (502 amino acids)
Biological process (GO): proton transmembrane transport; ATP metabolic process
Cellular component (GO): proton-transporting V-type ATPase, V1 domain
Molecular function (GO): ATP binding; proton-transporting ATPase activity, rotational mechanism
Source: RefSeq, a predicted model, not a curated record